Messenger RNA from Ilyonectria robusta, 1421 nucleotides. Its product is annotated as phosphatidic acid phosphatase type 2/haloperoxidase. The transcript has 4 exons. Gene Ontology annotation, molecular function: phosphatidate phosphatase activity. Gene Ontology annotation, biological process: phospholipid metabolic process. Lineage: Eukaryota; Fungi; Ascomycota; Sordariomycetes; Hypocreales; Nectriaceae. Bases 365 to 1276 code for a protein of 303 amino acids. The record is from RefSeq and is a predicted model, not a curated record.
GUGUCCGCCAUGUUCUUGCUGGGUUGGUGCGAUGUCAUCUCCGGUGAAGCUCGUAAUCAAUAUCUACCCCUAGCAUCUUUCCAAUGGACCCUCCUUUUUUCGGGAACAUGCCAACUUCCACCUAUGGUUUCAGCUAUGUCAACAUUGUCCAUACUGGUUUCUACGCAACGUCCCUGUCAUCCCCCAUUCAUGGAAAAGUGAUAACGUCGACGAGAAUUCCUCACGUCGUCCACUCACAAAUUCCCAACACAGACAGCAUCCCGAAGUCCCGAGACUCUCUCUCCUUCAGCUCACUCAAUGUCACGCGAGCUUCCGACUCGCUCCGAACCCUCAUCCUCAUUUCAUCCUCAGUCUCGCCCCAUCCAUGGCUCCAGCUCAUAGCGGCGUGGUCGGUGGACCCGUCGCGUUUUUGAAGCGGUGCUGGAAGACAUCGCAUGCGCCUGACUAUGUGGGCUUCACGUUUCUAUUAUCCGCAUGGAUCCUUAUAGUUGUCUUCGUUACACCGUUCCACCGGAUGUUCUCAGUCAACGAUCUCGCCAUCUCUUAUCCUCAUGCUCUCCACGAGCGCGUCCCCGUUGUCAUGAACUUUGUCUACGCCCUCUUCGUCCCCCUCGGUGUCCUCAUCGCUUACAACAUCUGGGUGCGAUCUUCACCGGCCAAACACGAAGCCACGUACCUCUCAUUUUUCAUCUCCAUUGUUCUGACAACCUUCAUCACUGACAUCAUCAAGAACGCCGUCGGUCGGCCUCGCCCAGACCUGCUGGCUCGCUGCCAACCAGCCACAGACACCCAGAUCAACGUCCUCGUCACCAUUGACGUUUGCACGGCGCCUGACGGUCACGAUCUCCAGGACGGCUGGCGCUCCUUCCCCUCCGGCCACUCGUCCUUCUCCUUUGCUGGUCUGGGAUUUCUUAGCCUCUUCCUGGCAGGUCAGCUCCACGUCUUCCGGUAUGCGGCCGGCGGUCGAGAUCUUAGCCGGGCGCUGGUUUGCCUGUUUCCGCUCAUCGGCGCUGCCAUGAUUGCCAUCUCGCGGUGCGAAGACUACCGACACGACGUGUACGACGUCUGCGUAGGGUCGGUUUUGGGCAUGACCAUUGCCUACUGGAGCUACCGAAGACAUUGGCCUCGACUCUCCAGCCAGCGAUGCGACGAGCCUUACCCACCCCCAGGAACCGACACCCAGCCGGGAUGGCAACGUGUCACGGAUGACGAAGAGGCUAGGGCAGGGGCAGAUGUAGGAUUUGAGCUGAACGUUGUAAGAGGAGCACGCCGCUGAUUUCGGGCCUAGGCAUGGUAAACCUUGUAUUGCAAGUGAGAAGUAGAGAGUGAGAGCUGGACGUUGAAAAUGCAUUGGGGGAUGUCAUGUAUGUUGUGUUGUACGCGGAUGCGAGUUGCUCAUAGCGAAACGGUGCUGGGCCACA